Molecule: messenger RNA, 366 nt
Organism: Bipolaris zeicola 26-R-13
Lineage: Eukaryota; Fungi; Ascomycota; Dothideomycetes; Pleosporales; Pleosporaceae
Exons: 1
Biological process (GO): amino acid activation for nonribosomal peptide biosynthetic process; secondary metabolite biosynthetic process
Cellular component (GO): cytoplasm
Molecular function (GO): phosphopantetheine binding
Source: RefSeq, a predicted model, not a curated record
CGGCUAUACCAGACCGGCGACUUGGUGCGCCGCAAUCUUGACAGCUCUCUCAUCUACAUUGGCCGCUGCGAUGCACAGGUCAAGAUCCGUGGCCAGCGCGUUGAGCUUGCCGAUAUCGAGUACCACGUCCGUCGCGCCCUCAAUGCAGAGGCCGUGGUAGCUGAUGUGCUGGGUGGCAGCCUGGUUGCCUUUAUCCAAGCGCGCAAUCUCGACCUCGACAUUGACCUCGUCCAUGUCUACAGACUCCUAGCCCAUGUCCUGUCUACUUACAUGAUGCCGUCUACAUACAUGGCCGUCGACCACAUUCCGUUGACGGAGAAUGGCAAAACUGACCAGCGGAAGCUGCGGGCCAUUGGUGCUAAACAG